Clunio marinus is the source of this 617-nucleotide messenger RNA. Lineage: Eukaryota; Metazoa; Arthropoda; Insecta; Diptera; Chironomidae. The record is from the annotation of a GenBank genome assembly.
AUGAUUAAGUUAAACUUUUUUGGAUUUUUCUUUAUAGCUAUCAUCGGUUUAAAUAACGUUGCAGCAAGUAGUAAUGGACUAUUUAUGUCACCUCCAGGACCUUUAUCGGGUCUAACUUGCACAUACAAUGGAGAAACAUUCCAAAAUGGAGUCCACGUUUACGAGAAUAGUUUCUGUAGUAAAUAUUAUUGCAACAAUGGGGUUGUAGAAUGGUAUUGGGAUGAAGACUGCGAUUACCAUUUACAGGAAGCAGGUAUUGACGUAAGUAAGUGUACGAAAACCUAUACAGAAGGAGUUUGUUGUCCCGAAUAUGAUUGUCCACAAGAAGCUUAUCCAUGGUAUCGAGAAGAGUACUCUUCAGAAGCACCAGAAGAGUACUCUUCAUCUCCACCUACACCAGACUCUGCUUCAAAAACUUUAAAAUGCGUAACUGUUCAAUAAAUCUGUUAUUGUAUGAAUUUCAAUGAACAGUUCAACAUCUCAACUUCAAAUAAAAUUUCUGGUUUUAAUUUCUCUUUCAAGAUAUUUCUUUAUAAAACUGUAGUUGAAAAGUAAGCAGCUGAAAUAAUAAAAAUACAUUCAGAAAGCAGAAAAAAUUGAUAAAAAAAUAAUGCAAA